AUGUUGUUGUGCAUUAUGAUGUCCCUUUUGAUCCUGGCAUGUUCAGAUUCAGAACGAUACUCAAGGAAAAAAAGAGAAGUAGCACCAGAAACAUUUAUGAAUAUAAGUGAAGUUAUACAGUACCAGGGCUACCCCAAUGAAGAAUAUGAGGUCCUCACAAAUGAUGGCUACUAUCUCAUUAUCAAUAGAAUUCCUUACGGCAGAAAGAAUCCAGAGAACACAGCUUCUAAGCCUGCUGUUUUAGUGUUACCUGGUAUACUUACAAAUGCUGGCAUCUGGGUGGUUAAUAAGCCCAACAACAGCCUGGGUUUUGUACUGGCAGAUGCUGGCUUUGAUGUUUGGCUGGCAAAUAAUAGAGGCAGCAGAUGGUGUAAACGACAUCAGAAUUUUUCCAUUGAUCAAGAGGAAUUCUGGGAUUUCAGUUUCCAUGAAAUGGGGAUGAAUGACUUGCCAGCCAUUAUAAAUUUUGUCGUAGCUAAAACUGGACAGGAACAAAUCUUUUACAUAGGUCAUUCUCAGGGUACCACUAUAGCUUUCAUUGCAUUUUCAGCCAUGCCUAAAUUGGCUCAGAAAAUCAAAAUAUUUUUUGCACUUGGUCCUGUGGCUUCACUGAAUCACACUAGAUCCCCAUAUCCUAGGCUAGCAAUUUUUGCUGAAAAUUUGGGAAAGGCUUUUCUGGGUAAGAAAGAAUUUUGCGUUCUACAUGACGAUAAGGCAAGAGCCUUCAUUGCUAAAACAUGCAAAAAGGAUUUCUGGAGGAAACUUUGUGUCAAACUGCUUUUCUCAUCAGGUGGAAUUGCCAAAGAUAAUCUAGACAUGAGUCGCAUUGAUGUCAUUGCUUCACAUUUACCUGACUGUACAUCAGUUAAAAAUAUCUUGCACUGGGCCCAGGUAAAACAAAGUGGAGAGCUCAAAGCUUUUGACUACGGUUCUGAAAAUAUCAAGAAAUAUAAUCAGUCGAUUCCUCCCGUAUACAACAUAAAAUGUUCACAGGUACAAACCAUUGUGUUCAGUGGUGGACAAGACAUCAUGGGAACACCAGAGGACACGAAACUGUUACUUCCUGUUCUUGGGAAUGUAGUAUACCACAAAGAAAUUCCUCAUUGGAUGCAUUACGAUUUUCUCUUUGGGCUUGAUGCACGUCAAGAAUUAUAUGAUGACCUCGUGGAAAUCAUGCAGAAUUUCAGAAAAGCUAGCUGA
Pogona vitticeps (central bearded dragon) is the source of this 1200-nucleotide messenger RNA. RefSeq names its product lipase member M. Gene Ontology annotation, biological process: lipid metabolic process. Gene Ontology annotation, molecular function: hydrolase activity, acting on ester bonds. The record is from RefSeq and is a predicted model, not a curated record. NCBI's taxonomy places the organism in Eukaryota, Metazoa, Chordata, Lepidosauria, Squamata, Agamidae.